Molecule: messenger RNA, 1044 nt
Organism: Lachancea thermotolerans CBS 6340
Lineage: Eukaryota; Fungi; Ascomycota; Saccharomycetes; Saccharomycetales; Saccharomycetaceae
Gene: CCP1
Product: cytochrome-c peroxidase
Exons: 1
Coding region: 1-1044 (347 amino acids)
Biological process (GO): cellular response to oxidative stress; response to reactive oxygen species; hydrogen peroxide catabolic process
Molecular function (GO): peroxidase activity; heme binding
Source: RefSeq, a predicted model, not a curated record
AUGUCAGCAUUCGGAGCUACAUUUACUAGAACAUUCAACAAAAGAUCGCUCGCGCUUCUCGCCGGCGUCACCGCGGCGGCGGGCUCGGCUGUCGCCUUCCAGAACUACCAAUCUAGCAACAACGGCAAUGGGUUCGGGCGCAGCUCUAAGCUGUGGGGAACCCUCAGCGCGGGAACCGCACUGCACGUUGCAGAAGCUCAGAAGAAACCCGAAGACUACCAGAAGGUCUACAACGCAAUUGCGCUGAAAUUAAGGGACGAGGACGAGUACGACAACUACAUCGGUUACGGGCCAGUUCUGGUUCGUCUCGCGUGGCACAUCUCCGGUACCUGGGAGAAGGACGACAACUCUGGCGGGUCUUUCGGCGGAACCUACAGAUUCAAGAAAGAGAUGGACGACCCCUCCAACAAGGGCCUUCAAAACGGGUUCAAGUUCCUGAAGUCCAUCCAUGAGAAGUUCCCUUGGAUCUCGCACGGUGACCUGUUCACCCUGGCUGGUGUGACUGCCAUCCAAGAGAUGCAGGGUCCUAAGAUCCCAUGGAGAGCCGGCAGAGUUGACCAGAAAGAAGACACAACCCCAGACAACGGCAGACUACCCGACGCCAGCAGAGACGCCAAUUACGUACGCAAUUUUUUCAAGAGAAUGAACUUUGACGACCGCGAAGUGGUUGCUCUGCUCGGUGCACACGCUCUAGGAAAGACCCACUACAAAAACUCUGGAUUCGAAGGCCCUUGGGGUGCGGCCACCAACGUAUUUUCCAACGAGUACUACGUGAACCUGCUCAACGAGAAAUGGAAGAAAGUUAAGAACGACGAGGGCAACAUUCAGUACGACAGCGACAAGGGCUACAUGAUGCUUCCAACAGACAUGGCCUUGGUGCAGGACCCUAAGUACUUGAAGAUCGUCAAGGAAUACGCCAACAACCAGGACACUUUUUUCAAUGACUUUACGAAGGUGUUCACCAAGCUGAUCCAGAAUGGUAUCGAGUUCCCAAAGGAGAUCAAGGCUACCACCUUCAAGACUUUGGACGAGCAAGACAUCUAA